Amphimedon queenslandica is the source of this 222-nucleotide messenger RNA. NCBI's taxonomy places the organism in Eukaryota, Metazoa, Porifera, Demospongiae, Haplosclerida, Niphatidae. The record is from the annotation of a RefSeq genome assembly.
AUGGGCUCUGUACCUCAGUUGGAUGUGAUAGCUUUUAUAGGCCAAUAUACGUGGACACUAAUAGUUUUGUGUAGCAUCUACGCCAUAGUGGUGAAUGAAGGUUUGGGGGGGUGGCAACGAAUGAUGGGGGUGCGCCACGCAUUUGUAUCCGGGCCCUCGGAUAUUACCGGCCGGGGCGGUGGUUAUCCUGCCGCAGAAGUUGUUAGGGAUAUGUGUGCUUAA